AGAUCAAGAGUAAAACAACACAGCACAAUGACCGAUCUCACCCCCACAUUCACCCAGCUGGUGCACAGCAAAUCGCCGACCUCGAAACUCUCCACAGGGUACAUGACGACCGAAAUCGCCGACGAAUUUCUCAAAGAAGCCUACCGAAUUAACUCCCACAUAACAUCCCUACUAUCCUACCUCCAAACCAUCCGCCCAUCCUACCUCUCACUAACCAACACAAAACCACCCACCACCACCACCACUCAACCCAAACAGAACAAACAACCCGAAAUACUCGACGACUCCGCCCGCGACACCAUAACCACCACCACCUCGACCCUCCUCUCCAACCUCUCCACAUCAAUCACCACCCUCAGCGCGGCAGAGAAUCUCCGCCAGGAGACGGUCUCGCGGAGCAUAGCACAGAGAUUCGGGAAGGGGUUUCUGGCGAAGUGGGCGGGGGGAGCUACACUCACUUCCUCCCCUGGGGGUGAAAAUGAGGGAAAGGAUAAAGAACAGGUCAUUAAGGAAGAGAAGGAAAAGUUGUUAAAGGGGGUGAGGGAAAGCGUGCUAUUCUAUCUUAAUGCGAAGCUUGGGAUGGUGGUUAAUGAGCAGAGGGAUAUGGUGGAGAAGAGGAUUGAGAGGGUGAGGGAGAGGGAGAGGAGUGUGCUUUAUAAGAAUACUUCGCCUGGGGGUAAUGGGGGUGGAUGGGGGAGGGUGGAUGGGGAGUGGAGGGGGGAUACUGGUGUUGGUACUGGGGGUGUGGUGAAGAUGGAUGAGGAGGAGGUCAAAGAAAUCGAGAAACAGUUGACACCGCAGCAAUUGCAACUGUUUGAGGAGGAGAAUGAUUCCCUGGUGAGGUAUUUUGAGGAUGUGGUGGGGAAGGUUCAGAACGCAGAAAAAUCACUCCUCGAGAUCUCCUCUCUCCAGCAAACUCUCGUGUCGCAUUUAUCAACCCAAGAGGAAUAUAUCUCGCAGCUGGUGACGGAUGCGAGUAAUACCGAGGCGAAUAUCGGGCAGGGAAAUAAGGAGUUGAAGCGGGCGACGGAGCGACGGAGUACGGCGCAGGCGGUGUUUUGGGGGACAGUGGGGUUGUGUACGUGGUUGGUUGUUUGGGAUUUGGUUUUUUAGAUUCAUUAUUACUUUAUUUUUCAGGUUGUGUUGUUUAUAUUUUGUAUUGGGGUUGUCUACCAGUCUAGCUGUACCUUACAUAUAUCCAGUCCAUAUUCAUCAUGUCCUACCUGUGGUAUCUUAUGAAGUCUCCCGCACUACGCUGUCCACUGCUUCGGCAAAGUAGUCCAGGUUAUGUGUGUUUAGGCCGGCCAUGGAGAUACGGCCGUUCUUGG
This is a messenger RNA of Aspergillus vadensis CBS 113365, 1328 nucleotides long. RefSeq names its product putative SNARE protein (Ufe1). The record is from RefSeq and is a predicted model, not a curated record. NCBI's taxonomy places the organism in Eukaryota, Fungi, Ascomycota, Eurotiomycetes, Eurotiales, Aspergillaceae. Gene Ontology annotation, cellular component: SNARE complex; endoplasmic reticulum. Bases 28 to 1113 code for a protein of 361 amino acids. Gene Ontology annotation, biological process: retrograde vesicle-mediated transport, Golgi to endoplasmic reticulum. The transcript is spliced from 3 exons.